CUCUCGUCUCUCAGUCCCAGGCUCGCACCGCGCAUCCUCCCCCGCACACGCUUUCUGCGACCCUCCCCUCUAUCGUUCCUCGCCGCUGCUCAACGCUCCGCAAAGAUGUCGACCCGCGUACCGCUGAUCUUCGGCACCAUGACUAUGGGCGAGCAAGGCAAGAAUGGCGUUCGCACAUCCGACCUAGGCGAGUGCCAGGAGAUUAUCGAUGUCCUCUUCAAGCACGGCCAUCGCGAACUCGACACUGCGCGGAUGUACGCCGAAGGGACGACGGAGCCCCUCCUGGCCAAGUUGAAGUUUCCGAGCGAUGCCACGGUAGACACCAAAGUGUACCCAUCUAAUCCCGGUGAUCACUCGCCCGAGAAGCUGCGCGCGAUAUUUCAGACAUCGCUCAAGCUCCUCUCGCCCCUCAAAUCUCGUGUGCUCUACUUGCACGCUCCAGACCGUAGCGUUCCCUUCGAAGAGACCCUCCAUGAGGUUAACGAGCUCUACAAACAGGGCCUAUUCCAGAUCUUUGGCCUGAGCAAUUAUGCCAGCUGGGAGGUCGCUGAGAUCGUCAACAUUUGCAAAGCCAAAGGCUACGUCCAGCCCAAGAUCUACCAAGCGAUGUACAACGCCGUCACCCGCGACAUGGAAGCCGAGCUCGUCCCCUGCUGCCGCAAGUUCGGCCUGCGCAUCGUCGUCUACAACCCUCUCGCUGGAGGCUUCUUCGCAGGCAAGGUAGCCACGCCCGACACGGACGCCCCGACGGGCGGGCGGUUCGACCCGAACAGCAAGAUGGGCGCGAUGUACCGCGCGCGAUACCUCAAGGGCGGGUACUUCGAGGCCCUCAACUACCUCAAGCCAAUCGCGGAGAAACACAACCUCCGCCUCACCGAGAUUGCGCUCCGCUGGUGCCAGCACCACUCCGUGCUGACGCCGACCGACGGUGUUAUUUUGGGCGCGAGCAGCGCCGCGCAGCUCGAGCAGAAUUGCGCGGACUCGGAGAAGGGCCCGCUGCCUGAGGAGAUCAUCAAGGCGCUCGACCAGGCGAGGCUGAUUGUCGGGGCGGAGGCGCCGCCGUACUGGCGGUGAAUGGGAGGCGGUGAAGCAAAUAUAGUCUGCGAGUAAGGAAGAAGAAACGGAGGAUGGACCUGUCCUAUAAGCUGACCGAUAUGCUGUAUUUGUAGUCGUCGAAGGUAACCUUCUGUAUCUUGCGACUUUAUGCACAAACGAAGGCAGUUCUUCGAUUUGAGUUGCUUCUUUCAAGUUAUAUAAACAGUCAACACUCAGAUUGG
This is a messenger RNA of Rhodofomes roseus, 1277 nucleotides long. Its product is annotated as Aldo/keto reductase. The coding region runs from base 106 to 1074 and encodes 322 amino acids. The record is from RefSeq and is a predicted model, not a curated record. The transcript is spliced from 9 exons. Lineage: Eukaryota; Fungi; Basidiomycota; Agaricomycetes; Polyporales; Fomitopsidaceae.